This is a messenger RNA of Aspergillus clavatus NRRL 1, 987 nucleotides long. RefSeq lists its product as uncharacterized. The transcript is spliced from 3 exons. Bases 1 to 987 code for a protein of 328 amino acids. Gene Ontology annotation, cellular component: nucleus. NCBI's taxonomy places the organism in Eukaryota, Fungi, Ascomycota, Eurotiomycetes, Eurotiales, Aspergillaceae. Gene Ontology annotation, biological process: mitotic DNA replication termination; site-specific DNA replication termination at RTS1 barrier. The record is from RefSeq and is a predicted model, not a curated record.
AUGGGUAAUGAUGGUGGCAGUAUUCCAACCCGCCGCGAACUCGUAAAAGAGGCGGCGAAAGCUCCCAGUACGGCGCAAGUGAAAGAAGCCCAGCGCGAAAUGCAGGAACAUUUCUGGACCACCUGUCCCUUGUCGCAUAAGCCGCUAAUCCGACCGAUCGUCGCCGACUGCGUCGGUAAUCUCUACAAUAAGGAAUCAAUAUUAGAAUUCUUACUUCCCGGUGACGACGCCCCGGGCAUCAGAUCCAAAGCGGACUGUGAAGAGAUUCUGUGCGGGCGCGUGAAGGGUCUUCGGGAUGUUGUCGAGCUGAAAUUCGAGAUCGAUACCGAGCGUGGCGAGCAUCCGGGCAGCAAAAAUGAUAGACGCGAGGUGUGGAUUUGUCCAGUCACUGCUAAGCAGUUAGGCCCCGGUGUCAAAUCGGUCUAUCUUGUUCCUUGCGGCCAUGUCUUUUCCGAGGAGGCUAUCCGCCAACUCAAAGACGAUAUAUGUCUCCAGUGCGACGAGUCAUACACAGAGGACAACGUGAUCACUAUCCUGCCGCCAAAGGAAGAAGAUAAACAACGACUGAUGGCCAGAGCACAAAGACUAGCCGAACAGGGACUCACCCACUCGCUCAAGAAAGCCCCCGGCUCCAAGAAACGCAAGAAGCACGCCAACGGCGAUUCCACCGAGACCGCUGUCAAUUCCGCGGGAGAUUCCAAGUCAGCUCUGGCAUCUCAGGCACAGAAGGAUCGGGCUGCCGCUUCGAGUCGAAGCAACACAUCGACUCCUACCCCCAAUACAUCGAACGGUAUUAAAAACGCGUCCACGGCGAUGCUGACCGCGCGUGUUCUGGAAGAGGAGAACGAGAAGAAGAAGCGGCGGAAAAUGAUCGGUGCGAAUGAGAACAUUAACAGUCUGUUCACCAAGGGUUCUAACGGCAUCAAGCCCACCACUACCGACUUCAUGACGAGAGGAUUCACGUUACCUGCGGGAUCUAAACGGUGA